This is a messenger RNA of Lactuca saligna, 695 nucleotides long. NCBI's taxonomy places the organism in Eukaryota, Viridiplantae, Streptophyta, Magnoliopsida, Asterales, Asteraceae. The record is from the annotation of a GenBank genome assembly.
CUAAAAGAAUGCACAACUAUUGAUUUGAGAUAACAGAUAUAUAGAAUAGAAAUGGAAUCCAUCCAAAUAAACUAAUACGAAAAUUUGGUUGGGGAAUCAUACAUAAAACAAUGAAAACAGAACAUAAGAAGCGACCUAGGCAUUUCAUCGAAUACCUGGUGGGCGGUGGCCAGAACUUCAUCCUGCAAAUCCUCCUGAUUUCUUCACGAGAGGAGAGUAUUCUCAUGAAGUCUAAUAUAUGUUCACCAUCUUCUUCCCACUCAUGCCUCCCAUCUCUUCACCAUAAUCCUACACCUUCCUUUCAAUCCUGGCCUAACUAUAAACCCUUCUCAUCUUCACCCCUGUUUUCUCCACUUUCAAUCCAAUCCACUUUCACUUCACCCAAAUCCUCCAUUCCUGCUGUAACUCCAACUGAAGGAUCAAUCCCUGUCAUCAACUUUGAGGAUUUCGUGGAGAAAGAUUGGUCAUUUCUUGAUGCUGAUGAUAUAUCUUCCAACCAAGUUUACAAACAAAACACUGACCAAAUCAUAUCUUCUGGGAAAAUUUCUGAGGAUUCAAAGGUUCUAAUUUCAACAGGAUCAGAAGGGUUUGUUCAUAAAGUGAUUGAUAUACAUUCUUGCAAACAAUUAAAAACCAUGUGUUUUAUUCAACAUAGAUUUGACCCUCCUUUUCAAACUACUUCCACCCUAUUUUAA